This is a messenger RNA of Sinocyclocheilus grahami, 4529 nucleotides long. RefSeq names its product neurocan core protein-like. The transcript is spliced from 13 exons. NCBI's taxonomy places the organism in Eukaryota, Metazoa, Chordata, Actinopteri, Cypriniformes, Cyprinidae. Gene Ontology annotation, cellular component: perineuronal net; synapse. The coding region runs from base 1 to 3582 and encodes 1193 amino acids. Gene Ontology annotation, molecular function: calcium ion binding; hyaluronic acid binding. Gene Ontology annotation, biological process: central nervous system development; positive regulation of neuroblast proliferation; skeletal system development. The record is from RefSeq and is a predicted model, not a curated record.
AUGGUCUCUUCGACCACGACACGACAGGCUGAGAAUGCAUUGCUUGGCGCCACCACCACGCAAGGAGCUGAAGCAAGCACCACCGCCUUGGGAGGUUCUUCAGCAUACGCCGCCACCUCUGGAGAAACUGCAGCAGAUGUCAUCGCUUCAGGAAACACAGCAGUGAGCGUUACCACCUCAGGAGAUUCUGCAGCAUCAGCCGCCACCUCUGGAGACACCAUAGGGGACGCCGCCACCUCGGGAGGAGUGGUCUUCCACUACCGCGCGCCUCACGACCGCUACGCGCUGUCCUUCUCCGACGCCAAAAGAGUUUGUCUGGAGAACUCUGCCAAUAUUGCCACGCCAGCCCAGCUGCUGGCCACUUUCAAUGACGGCUAUGACAACUGUGAUGCUGGUUGGCUGUCGGACCAGACUGUGAGGUAUCCCAUCCAGUCACCUCGGCCCGGCUGCUAUGGCGACAGGGAGGAAUCACCUGGCGUGAGGAACUACGGAAGCCGAGACCCCGAUGAGAUGUUCGAUGUAUACUGUUUUGCCAACAGCCUGCAAGGUGAAGUGUUCCACACCAGUGUGCCGGAGAAGUUGAGCCUGGCAUCUGCCUCCACUCACUGCCAGACUCUGGGGGCUCAGCUGGCCACAGUUGGGCAGCUCUACCUGGCCUGGCAGGGUGGCCUAGACCGCUGUGACCCCGGCUGGCUGGCCGACGGCAGCGUGCGUUAUCCCAUCAACCUGCCCCGGCGUCACUGCGGAGGGGAUGAGCCAGGAGUACGGACCGUUUACCACAACCCCAAUCGCACCGGAUUCCCAGACACUAGCGAUCUCUUUGAUGCCUACUGCUAUCAUGAGAAAAAUUUCGAAGAGCUGAUGGCGAUACUCCACAAGAUCCUAGAAAACUCCACUCUGAACUCUUCAAGCGAUGAAGAGGUGCAGCUCCAAAGAAAUGGAGCCUUCCCUGAACCUUCAACUUGGACCGGUCUGGUCAAUCUUGAGAAAGAAGACUUUGAGUCCAUCAUAAACAACGAAUCUUCAGAAAUCUCAGAGGAGCAUGUUGUAAUCCAUCUUGGACCUGAAGAAAAGUCUGUAGACUGGGAAGACGAUCCCAAAGAUGCUGUGGAGAAGCAGGAGAACCUUCAAGGGGGUUCGGCGAAAGAGGAGACCGAUGAUGGAUCUCCUGACCCAUCUUCAAUCACGCCAUCUUCCUCUACGCAAGCUCAGACCAGCAACAGCGUCAUUUCCAACUUUGUGAAAACAAUCAUGAAGCCAUUUAGGUACUGGACCGGGACUGGAGAACCUGAGAUACCGGCCACAGAGUCCAGCCUCUACCAAGGUACCUCAGAAAUGGUCCCACCUAUCAGGACGAAGCCAAGUAGCGGAAAAACAAGCAAAGGUGGUGCUGAUAACGCCAUCAUGGAGCCUAAUAUCAAGGAACAUUCAUAUAAUCCCUCCUCAUCAGAUCCAGAAGAAGAGCUCUUCGAACAGGAGAAAGAAGUUAUCUUGGUGGCUGCGCCGCAGGAGAUAAAGAGUCCAAGCAAUUCUCAUAUGGAUCAUCCAUAUUCACAGACCUUCACAGACAGCUUCACUGGACCAGCCAAAGGAGCGAUUGGAUCAGGAAUGGCAGAUCCGACUCUUUCUUCAAAUCCUUCGGCAUCUAAGAGCUUCGGUUCCAUGAGGAGCAGCCAACAAAUUUGGCCACUAAACUCCUUGAAAGUUGCCCCAAGCAAUAAUAGGCAUUUCAUGACUCAAACAAGCAGUCCAAUGGAAGCCAAAAGGGCCAGUUUGGAGAUCAUGACCAUUCCUGUUUCCAGGAAUAACCCUGAGAACGUCUUCGGGGAAGGGAAAGACUUGAACGAGGAUGGUUACCCUAUUCCCAAAGGUCCUCCAUUUCUGUUAACUGCAGAGGAUGAAAAAGAUGGCGAGGGAAGUGGAGGAACAGAGUUACCGUUCACCCUUGACAGCCAAGAUAAUGGAUCCGAUGACCACAGAGUCCCGCUGGAGACUACUGUCAGAUGGCAGCUUAUGAGUCUCCAGAUGACUCAACCUACUAGUGUGUCCAGUUCUUCUGAUCCCAAGCACGAGAAACAGACUGACACAGUUGAGGAAGCCAGGGGGGAAAUCAUGUACGUCCAUCGCCCCAUUGAAAAACACAAGAACAAUCCCUCGAAUAAAGUCAACAUGCCUUUCGUUAAAUGGAAGCAAGACCUAGGGUUGACCAUUGCACCGGAAACACACACUUCCAACACGCCUACCACACCAAGCCCUGUUGAUCCCAACGAGGACAAGCUAGCAAUUCAACCGCCAACCAUAGGGAUCACUCCUUCCCAACCUGGAGAAGAAACCACUACCGAAGACAUUUUGUGUUCUCCGGAUCCAGCCGUUUCCAGCACGUGGUUACCUGUGGUUCAAGAGGAGGUAGAUACUCCACAACCACCGGUUCCUACCAUAAUAACAACGCAAGCUGGAUCUACGGUUCAGCCUACAGGUCCAGAUCUAAAGGACACUUCCCACCAGGUUGAGUUAAGGUCAGGUGGGUCAGAGUCAUAUGUUUUGGCUCAGGGCUGGAUAACAUCUGAACCCGUUCCGACUGAGGAACCUUCAUCCCAAACCACAGGAAGCCCAGAGGAAAACACAAUUGUGGCUAUGAUGGAAAACAGCCCCUCCAGAAUUUCAGAAGAUGAUCCCUGCCUGACCAACCCGUGCCUGCAUGGUGGGAGCUGUUUGACCGAGGGGGAGGGAUACAGUUGUCUUUGCCCUCAGGGCUAUUCGGGAGAGAGCUGCGAGAUUGAUAUUGAUGAUUGUCAGUCCAAUCCAUGUCAGAAUGGAGGCACCUGCAUUGAUGAGAUCAACUCUUUCGUAUGCCUGUGUCUGCCCAGCUAUGGUGGAGCAACCUGUGAGAAAGAUACUGAGGGUUGCGAGCACAACUGGAGGAAGUUUCACGGCCACUGCUACAGGUACUUCACCCAUAGACACACGUGGGAAGACGCUGAGAAGGACUGCAGAGAGCACAGCGGUCAUCUGGCUAGCAUCCAUUUCACACAAGAGCAGGACUUCAUUAAUGGACUGUGCCAUGAAAACACAUGGAUUGGUCUGAAUGACAGGAUGGUGGAAGACGACUUUCAGUGGACAGAUAACAUGGAUCUGCAAUAUGAGAACUGGAGGGAGAACCAGCCAGAUAAUUUCUUUGCGGGCGGAGAGGACUGCGUGGUGAUGAUCGCCCAUGAGAACGGCAAAUGGAACGAUGUGCCCUGCAACUACAACCUGCCCUACAUCUGCAAGAAAGGCACAGUACUUUGUGGAGCUCCGCCCUCCGUGGACAACGCUUUCUUGAUUGGUCGGAAGCGUUCGCAUUAUGACAUACACUCUGUAGUGCGUUACCAGUGUGGUGACGGUUUCCUCCUGCGCCACAUUCCCACCAUCAAGUGUCGUGCCAAUGGCAAAUGGGACCGACCCAAGAUCAUCUGUACGAAGUCAAGGAGAUCUCACCGCUACAGACGCCACCACCACAAGUCCCACCACGAGCGCAGAAAGCACAAGAGGCACGGUUCAGGUGGUCAUCGAGGUCAACAGGAGGGUCACGGCCAUUUCUAACCAAAUAAUCCCCUCCUUUCGGCCAGCCUUUCACCUAAACCUCCUUAUCUUUGAUAUCCGACAGCUUUUCACCUUUCCCCUUCUCGUCUGGCUCAGUCUACCCUCUUUAUGAUCAGAGGGGGCACUGCUGGACCUCACAAGGACUAUAACAAUUUUACUUUUCGGUCUCUUUAUCUGUUAAUGUUACAUCUCAUUUUAGUGGAUCCAUCAUGAAGAAAGUUCUUUCGUGCAUUCAAUGUAGAAAAUACUCUAGGUAACUGUUUAUGUAUUUUUACAUAAGCAUUAAUUGAGCGGGUGGGUUGGUAAUACAUGUAAAUAUUGUAUUUCAUUUCAAAAUGCAGGAUCAAAUCAAAUCAGCCAGGAAAUGCUUGGGAUUGGUUAGCUUAUGCAGUAUUUCUUGACCGUUUUGACAUUGGUUUGCUCUUUGUAAGACAUUAACCUAAUUUAUACAUUAUUUCUGAGUAUUUAUGUGUUUUGAGUUGAGCGGAGUGGUGUUCAUCUGGAUUUUACAUGAAAAUUAAAUCGCACUCAUGUCAUUCCAAACCCGUAUGAUUUUAUUUCUUCCGUCAAACACAAAAUGACAUGAGCGACUGGCAGCAGGAGAUGUCAAGUUUAAAAAUGGUGAAAAACACCAUGAAAGUAGUUGUGCACUGCACUUGACGUCUUCUGAAACCGUACAAUUGAUUUGUGCGUAAAACAGACUGAAGUUAUGUAUAAUCAAAAGUUGUUAUUCUAUUGUAGCUUUCACAGAAACAUGACAUUUAAUCUCAUUGAUGUCAAACUGGCAACUUGAUGACGAACAAGAUUUCAGAUCUAUGUUAGUUUGCUUUUUUUGUGAAUAAUCGUUUAAUUCUUGCAUUUUCAAGUCUCAAGUCUAGUUUAUUUAUAGAGCACUUUCCACUACAAGGCAGACCAAAUGACUGUACAGUUAAAAAAAUACAAAUAAA